CGGGAUCUUUUCAUAAUGUUCUUCUGCUCCUUUCUUUCUCGGGCGAAACGUGAAGAAUACGAUGCUGUAGAAGAGGAGGUAGUAGAGGAAGUAGAGGUGGCCCCUGAGGCGGCCCCUGAGCCAGAGCCAGAGCCAGAACCAGAGCCAGAACCAGUGGUAGAACCAGAGCCAGAACCAGAACCAGAGCCUGAGCCUGAGCCUGAGCUUGAAGAGGGCCUUGACGAGGAAGAGGAGAAGCCAAAAUUCAAGCCCACUGCUCCAAAGAUCCCCGAUGGUGAGAAGGUGGACUUUGAUGACAUCCAGAAGAAGCGUCAGAACAAGGAUCUGAUCGAGCUGCAGGCCCUGAUCGAUGCUCACUUUGAGUGCAGGAAGAAGGAGGAGGAGGAGCUGAUCGCCCUCAAAGAGAGGAUUGAGAAGCGUCGUGCCGAGAGGGCUGAGCAGCAGAGGGUCCGCGCUGAGAAGGACAAGGAACGUCAGGCCAGACGUGAGGAGGAGAGGCGGAUGAAGGAGGAGACUGAUGCCAAGAAGAAGGCAGAUGAAGACGCCAAGAAGAAGUCAGCUCUGUCCAGCAUGGGCUCCACCUACAGCAGCCACCUGCAGAGAGCUGACCAGAAGAGAGGAGGGAAGAAGGAGACUGAGAGAGAGAAGAAGAAGAAGAUCCUGGCAGCCAGACGCAAGGCUCUCAACAUUGACCAUCUGAAUGAAGAGAAGCUGAGGGAAAAGAUCACUGAGCUGCACCAGUGGAUGACCCAGCUGGAGUCUGAGAAGUUCGACCACAUGGAGAGACUGAAGAGGCAGAAGUAUGAGGUUACAACCCUGCGUAAGAGAGUGGAGGAGCUCAGUAAAUUCAGCAAGAAGGGAGCCGCUGCUCGCCGCAGAAAGUAGGUUGGCCAGUCAGAAACCAAACUGCCACCGUCUGGGACACACACCUGACGAAGCAACGCGCCGUGUGUGGAAGGUCACGCUGAGCUUCAGUCGGCCGUUACCGACGCACACCCUGACACCACCCACCAGGAGCCUCUAGCUGCUGCUCACUAGGAAUGAAAUGUACUACACUGAUUCGCCGUCACGCUUCCUCGCCCUCCACUGUUUGGUUCUCAGUAUUUUUGUAAAUAAAGUGUGACUCCUCAA
Molecule: messenger RNA, 1131 nt
Organism: Betta splendens (Siamese fighting fish)
Lineage: Eukaryota; Metazoa; Chordata; Actinopteri; Anabantiformes; Osphronemidae
Product: troponin T, fast skeletal muscle isoforms-like
Exons: 12
Coding region: 16-885 (289 amino acids)
Biological process (GO): regulation of muscle contraction; sarcomere organization; muscle contraction
Cellular component (GO): troponin complex
Molecular function (GO): troponin I binding; tropomyosin binding; troponin C binding
Source: RefSeq, a predicted model, not a curated record